GACCAGAAAGCGCGCUGAGAACAAGCAGCUCAUGUGUGUUUUCAAUGCUCCGGAGCUCACUCCGCCAGACUGCCUUGUGAGUUCAUAUACUUGUAAAAGUUAUAUCAGGAUAGGCAAACCCAUUUCUUCUCAAUAAUAAAGAUCAAUUUGAUGGAAGAUGCCAGAUGAUACAGUCCGCUCUGCAACUUACACUGUGCCCUGCGAGGACUAUGUCCAUGUAGUGGAGUUCAGUCCAUAUGACUGUGGCUCACCUGCAUCACUCCUGGCAUAUGGAGGAAACAAGUAUGUGGUCGUCGGUACUUGUCGUUUUAAGGAGGAAGACACAGAGGUGGAGGGUGUAGAGUUCAACUCGUUACAAGUGUUCAUGCAUGGAGUGCGCGUGGAUGCCAUCGCAUGGAGCCCUGAAACCCGUCUGGACAAGCUCCCUCCAGUCAUCAGGUUUUCCACUGCAGCAGCUGACAGAAAAAUCAGGCUGUGGACAUCUGAUCUCCAAAACAGUUGUGAUGUGAAGGUGAUGGAAGGCCACACCAGCUACAUCAAUCAUUUAGUGUUUGAACCUGCAGAAGGAAAGCAAAUAGCCUCUGUCAGCGAUGACCACACUUGCAGAGUUUGGGACCUUGAUGGUAAUGAAACCACCUCAUUCAGACUCCGUUCCCCUGGUGUAAGUGUCUGUUGGCACCCUGAAGACAACUGUAAGUUGAUGGUGGCAGAGAAGAAGGGCACAAUACGAUUUUAUGACCUUGUCACACAACACGCCAUUCUGUCACUGGACAGCGGGCAGGUGCCACUCAUGUCAGCUGACUGGUGUCUCACAAACACUAUAAAGGUUGGAGCUGUGGUGGCCAAUGAUUGGGUUAUCUGGGACAUUACACGGUCCAGUUAUCCACUCGAGAAAAGACCCGCACAUGUUGACAAGGCGAGACAUUUCAGGUGGUCAAGAGCAAAUGAGAAUCUUUUUGCUACCACAGGCUACCCGGGAAAAAUCAACAGUCAGUUAUUGGUGCAUCAUCUGGGCCAUCCACAGCCUGUCAUGGUUGGUUCAGCAUCUGUGGGGGCUGGACUGAGCUGGCACAGGACCCUACCUCUAUGUGUUAUUGGUGGGGAUCGAAAAUUGCUCUUCUGGAUGACGGAGAUGUAAAUUGGUUCGAAGUCAACUGGAGAGUCUUUCUGUUUUCCUUUUUCAAUAAAUAAAGUCAUAUUUUUCAUGCGC
Molecule: messenger RNA, 1210 nt
Organism: Danio aesculapii
Lineage: Eukaryota; Metazoa; Chordata; Actinopteri; Cypriniformes; Danionidae
Gene: nup37
Product: nucleoporin 37
Exons: 10
Coding region: 158-1138 (326 amino acids)
Cellular component (GO): nuclear pore outer ring
Molecular function (GO): protein binding
Source: RefSeq, a predicted model, not a curated record